AUGUCAACAAGCAACUACUUGUCGCACCGAUUGUCACCGCUCGCAACACGCCACUCAUCGUCGGAUACCGAGGCGUCCAGGAGGAGACUGGCCAUAUCCAGCACAGCAAGCCGUCAAGCAAAAAUGGGAGUACACAAAGACGACCUGGGAGUCUCCAAAACGAACACGAGACCUGCACUGAUCCAUCGACACUCGCCCGAAGCUACGACGUUGCUAGCACUCGUGCAUCCACAUGAGCCUCUCGACAUCCCAAUACCGCCAACUCUCAAGUCGAAUCCCAAAGCGCGGGCAUACUCGUUCGAGACCAGUAGCCCAUCGGGCUCUGGCCCGGGUCUGUCGAGCCCGACUCGGAGAAAAACACCUACCUCUUCGCCAUCACAAUCAUCACCAAAAUGGUAUGAUUAUAACGAGUUUGGUGAUGUGGGCUAUUCACGCCCACGAGCGGAAAGCCACUCCAGCACUGGCUCGGGAUUUUCCGUCCCUACGAAAUCGGACAGCGCACAUGAACAAUGGUUACAGCAAGUUGCUACCUCGUCUCUUAUCGUAACUCGACAUACCAUUACGCAAGACGACGGACUCCGAGGCGACAGGCCAUAUGGACCCUUCACACCGACAUUGCCCUCUCCUCCAAUUAUUCACGCAACAACAUUUCGGUCACAUCCACCGCCAUUGAGCUUACCAUCCUCUGUUCUGUCGACCACAAGUGCAGCGUGA
Messenger RNA from Serendipita indica DSM 11827, 714 nucleotides. The record is from the annotation of a GenBank genome assembly. NCBI's taxonomy places the organism in Eukaryota, Fungi, Basidiomycota, Agaricomycetes, Sebacinales, Serendipitaceae.